UAAGGUUGUUAAGUUUAUCGAUUAGUGAGUCCUAGAGCAUCGACUCAUCUUCUUGUUAUCUAAUUUAAAUUGACAAAAAGAAAAAAGAAAAAAAAAUUCGGGGAAAUUAAUGAGUAUAGGCAGACAAGAAAUAGAAAACAAAGAUUAACUCUCAUGUACUAUUCUUCUACGAUAUAGUAUAGCAUAUCUUGAUAGUUUCUAGCUAUAUAUUGCGAAUGGAAAACCAGACGGUGAAGCAGAAGGAAGCAGUUGUUAACUUUGGGAAAUCACUGAUAGUCCCGAGCGUUCAACAACUUGCUAAGCAACCCAUUUCUAAGAUCCCACCUCGGUAUGUGCGCCAACUUGAUCAUCAUCAUGAAGAUCAUGCGUUGACUACUACCAUAUCAUCCGUGCCGGUCAUCGACCUUCAAAACCUCUUUGCAAACACUUCCAGUGACAUUUCUUCUGAUGAGCUGAAUAAGCUACACGCAGCUUCUAAAGAAUGGGGCUUCUUCCAGGUUAUCAACCAUGGAAUAAGUGAGUCCUUAUUAGAUGACUUCAAGACAGAAGUCCUGAACUUCUUCAAUCUCCCAAUGGAUGAAAAACAGAAGCUUUGGCAAGAAGAAGACAACCAUGAAGGCUUCGGUCAGCUGUUUGUUGUAUCGGAGAAUCAAAAGCUUGAUUGGUCUGACAUGUUUUACAUAACUACUCUUCCACAUGAUCUCAGGAAACUUCGACUAUUUCAAAAGUUGCCUCUCAACCUUAGGGAGACAUUGGAAGCUUACUCUGCAGAAUUGAAAAAACUGGCAGUGGCAAUCUUGGGUCAAAUGGCUAAAGCUCUAGGGAUGGACACACAGGAAGUGACUGAUCUGUUUCAAGAUGGCGUUCAAUCAAUGAGAAUGAAUUAUUAUCCCCUAUGUCCAGAACCGAAAUUGGCUUUGGGAUUCUCCCCGCAUUCUGAUGCAGAUGCUUUAACCAUUCUCUUUCAACUAAAUGAAACAGAGGGCCUGCAGAUUCGAAAAGAUGGAAAAUGGCUAACCAUUAAGCCUCUACCAAAUGCAUUUGUAGUCAACGUUGGAGACAUAAUGGAGAUUGUUAGUAAUGGCGUGUACAGGAGCAUCGAGCAUCGAGCAACAGUGAACUCAAACAAAGAGAGAUUAUCUGUGGCAACAUUUUACAGCUCCGGAAUGGGUACAGAAUUAGGCCCUGCACAAAGCCUUGUUACACAACAUAAGGUAGCGAACUUUCGGCGAGUACCCCUUGAGGAUUACUUUAAAGAAUUUUUUGCUCGGAAGCUUGAUGGCAAGUCGUAUUUGGAUUUUAUGAAACUCGGGAGUUAAAAAAGCAGUUCUUAUCGAAUUUUACCUUCGGUUCUUUUGUUUCAAAUACCUCAACUUUUAUUUAAAAGAAGUAGGCCUACUCGUGCAGUUUAGCGGAAAAGCAUAUCUUGUAGCUUUUUGAUUUUCAACUUGUUCUUUCUUUUUUUACAUUAUAUCAAAGAUCAUUGAGAAAAAAUAUGACGCUAUAAAAACUCA
Molecule: messenger RNA, 1514 nt
Organism: Erigeron canadensis
Lineage: Eukaryota; Viridiplantae; Streptophyta; Magnoliopsida; Asterales; Asteraceae
Product: protein SRG1-like
Exons: 4
Coding region: 216-1319 (367 amino acids)
Source: RefSeq, a predicted model, not a curated record